UGAGAGGCGUCCAUACAUGUUUCAAAGUCCACUUCUUAGUCUGUUAACAGCCGAAAGUGGUCUAAAUCGAAAAGGACAAGUCGUAAAAAGGCAACGAAAUAUAGCAUAUUAUUGGGAAGAUGGCCGAUCCAAAUAGUGCGUAUCCUCCCCAGCAAUCUUAUGGCCAACAGUCUCCGGCAUACGUUCCCCAGCAGGCAAAUUAUAAUGCGCCACAGUAUGGACAACAACAGCCACAGUACGGCCAACCACAGGCACAGUACGUCAUGCAGCCACCACCCCAGUACGGUCAGCCACAAUAUCCCCAGCAACAAAAUUAUGGCACUGGAGUAGCUAGCUCCGCGUCAGGGCACACUAGCGUUUCACUGGGCGAUAAUGACAACAGCGAUUUACGAGAGGAAGGCGGAUUCACUACUACAUUCAACAACGUCAAUACAAGACGAGUGUUCAUUAGGAAGGUUUACAUCACUCUUUCAAUUCAACUUCUCAUUACUUUCGGUGUUGUAGCGGUCUUCAGCUACGUGGAUUCAAUUGCUGAUUGGGUUCAAGAUAACCCUGGCGCUUACUAUGCUUCUUACGGUAUAUUCAUAUUUACUUACAUCGCACUAGUGUGUUGCCAAGGACUUGCGAGGAAAUCGCCCAUCAACUACAUCGCGCUCGCUGUGUUAACAUUGAGUUUGACGUACAUGGCGGCCACAAUUGCCAGUUUCUAUGAACAAAAAGUUGUGUUCAUCGCUAUGGGAACCACACUGGGUAUCACGAUUGCAAUAACUCUGUUCAGUAUACAGACCAAGAUUGACUUCACAAAGAUGGCAGCGUUCAUCUGCAUUUUCUCAAUGUCAGUGUUUAUGUUUGGAUUCUUCUGUAUCUUCUUCUAUAACGAGGUUGCGUAUACUGUCUACGGCUGGCUUAUUGCUCUUCUGUUUGGCAUGUACCUGAUGUUUGACACCCAUCUCAUAAUGGGAGGCAAGAAGUAUGAGCUAAGUGAAGAAGAGUACGUGUUUGCAUCCGUGAUUCUCUACAUCGACAUCGUCUACUUAUUCCUCAUCCUCCUUUCGUUAUUCGGCAAAAACUAAAUACACGGUCGCCUUGAUUCUCAACAUCUGUACACACGUGAUUAAUUGGGAUAUUAUAGACACGAUGUUCAGAUGAGUAGGUUACAGUCGUGUCGCGCCAAAAUGAAUGCUUAAAAUAUAACACAUGGUUUACUCGUGGUAAAUCUCAUAAAUACUCACUUUGGCACGCGACACUAAAGUUGUACGCGAUGCACGCACAUUGACUCAACGUCAAGCCAUCCUUGUGAUUUUAAAAAUGUUGUAACAUAGGUAUACAUACAAUAAUUUUGUUGAUUUGUGAUAAACUUUUAACACACGGAGGCCCGUAAACCUUCAACAAUAUGAUAGGCUUAGUUAGAUAUUAAAUUUGUGUGGUGUAUAUACUCGCACAUUACACAUAGGUGCGCACAGAAAUAAGUUCCUCUAUUCUUUGCAAAUACUGUAUACUACAAUUCUAGUAAUCAAUUUAUUGUACCCCAGUAAAACAUAACUAACACAACAGACUGACCUUCCGCUAAGCACCGUCCCUUGGAUGUCGGACAACACAUGUUUGUGAGACGCGCGCGUAUUCAUGGCUCUUUUCUGAUUGGUCAGUUGUUAAGUUAGAUUGGUACUCCGGAAAGGUGUAUUGUAUGGAUCUUUGUCUCAUUUGAAUUUGAUUGAUAGCUAAUUUAAUCAUUUUAAUGUAAGUCGAUGAUAUUUUGGUGUUUACUUUUUCCUACGUUCUUUCUUUUAAUACCUUUUGUGAUUGUUGCAAUUUCUGGACUGUAAUGAUUUUGUGUGACGGCCCGUGAUCGUCAGCAAGCGCUUUUUUGGGUCACUCUCCGUGAAUAAAGUUGAAUAAAAAAAUUACCGUUUUGAAAUUAA
This is a messenger RNA of Anneissia japonica, 1919 nucleotides long. RefSeq names its product protein lifeguard 1-like. The transcript is spliced from 11 exons. The record is from RefSeq and is a predicted model, not a curated record. Gene Ontology annotation, cellular component: Golgi apparatus; endoplasmic reticulum; membrane. Bases 120 to 1073 code for a protein of 317 amino acids. Gene Ontology annotation, biological process: negative regulation of apoptotic signaling pathway. NCBI's taxonomy places the organism in Eukaryota, Metazoa, Echinodermata, Crinoidea, Comatulida, Comatulidae.